Molecule: messenger RNA, 2789 nt
Organism: Rattus norvegicus (Norway rat)
Lineage: Eukaryota; Metazoa; Chordata; Mammalia; Rodentia; Muridae
Gene: Rcc1
Product: regulator of chromosome condensation 1
Biological process (GO): regulation of mitotic nuclear division; G1/S transition of mitotic cell cycle; chromosome segregation
Cellular component (GO): chromosome; condensed nuclear chromosome; nucleoplasm
Molecular function (GO): chromatin binding; nucleosome binding; guanyl-nucleotide exchange factor activity
Source: RefSeq, a predicted model, not a curated record
AUAUGGCGGGCUGCACGUGAAGCUGGCGGCGCUCCGGGCGCGCGAGCUCCGGCCCGCGUGGGCCCCGCCUCGCCCGCACUCGGGCCCCUUAGCCGCCGCGCUCCGGGCGCGCGCUCCGCUACGCGGCGGGAGAUUCAAACGGCUGGUGCGCGGGGGCCGGGCGCGCGCGGCCGCGGUGAGCUCGGGGAGCCGCCGGUGGGGAGGGAGCGGCAGCGUUCGCAGACCAUCGCCUGCCCUUAACCCCCAUCAACCCGGUGUCACCCGGUCGUUGGCUGCCUGAUGUUUCCGUGCCUCUGGGGAACAAUGGUGACAAAGGCGGGCCUCCGUGCCCUUUGCGGGGCGCAGGGGCUCCCUGGCGAGACUUCCAUGGGUCCACAGUUAGGGUCUUCUGAGAUCAGCAAAGUAUGUCCGUGGAACUUGGGCGUCGCUGCUGCCAAGUCUUUGGUUCUUCAGAAAUUAAGUCCUCCGACCACGUGUGCCGAGGCACAAGCUGAGGGUAUGAAACAGACCGGGAACUCCGAAGCGGAAGCCGGAACCGGGCUGUGGAGGGUUGGGGAUAGCGUUCCAGGCCUCUCUUAACCUUUCCUGCCCUGGAACUCACUGUGUAGACUAGGCUGGCUAGUCUUCGGAGGUUAAAGGACAGGAAGAUGCCACCCAAGCGCAUAGCUAAGAGAAGGUCACCCCCAGAAGAUGCUAUCCCCAAAAGCAAGAAGGUGAAAGUCUCACACAGGUCCCACAACACAGAACCAGGCUUGGUGCUGACAUUGGGCCAGGGCGACGUGGGCCAGCUGGGGCUGGGUGAGAGUGUGCUGGAGAGGAAGAAGCCGGCCUUGGUACCCCUUCUACAGGAUGUUGUGCAGGCCGAGGCCGGGGGCAUGCACACUGUGUGUCUGAGCCAAAGUGGCCAGGUCUACUCCUUUGGCUGCAAUGACGAGGGUGCCCUGGGAAGGGACACCUCAGUCGAGGGCUCCGAGAUGGUCCCCGGGAAAGUGGAACUACAAGAGAAAGUGGUGCAAGUGUCAGCGGGAGACAGUCACACAGCAGCUCUCACUGAAGACGGCCGAGUCUUCCUCUGGGGCUCUUUCCGGGACAAUAAUGGUGUGAUCGGGUUGUUGGAGCCCAUGAAGAAGAGCAUGGUGCCUGUGCAGGUGCAGCUGGACACGCAGGUGGUAAAGGUAGCCUCGGGGAACGACCACUUGGUGAUGCUCACAACUGAUGGAGAUCUCUACACCUUGGGCUGUGGGGAGCAAGGUCAGCUGGGCCGUGUGCCUGAGUUAUUUGCCAACCGAGGUGGCCGUCAGGGCCUUGAGCGACUCCUAGUCCCCAGGUGUGUGCUGCUGAAGUCCCGGGGAACGCGGGGCCGCGUGCGGUUCCAGGAUGCCUUCUGUGGCGCCUAUUUCACCUUCGCCAUCUCCCGUGAGGGCCAUGUGUAUGGCUUUGGCCUCUCCAACUAUCACCAGCUCGGAACUCCAGGCACUGGGUCUUGCUUCAUUCCUCAAAACUUGACAUCCUUCAAGAAUUCCACCAAGUCCUGGGUGGGCUUCUCUGGUGGCCAGCAUCAUACAGUCUGCAUGGAUUCAGAAGGAAAAGCAUACAGCCUGGGCCGGGCUGAGUACGGGCGGCUGGGCCUUGGGGAGGGUGCUGAGGAGAAGAGCAUACCCACCCUCAUUUCCCGGCUACCGGUGGUCUCCUCAGUGGCCUGUGGGGCUUCAGUGGGGUACGCUGUGUCCAAGGAUGGUCGUGUUUUUGCCUGGGGCAUGGGCACCAACUACCAACUGGGCACCGGGCAGGAGGACGAUGCCUGGAGCCCGGUGGAGAUGACUGGCAAACAGCUGGAGAACCGUGAGGUGUUAACGGUGUCCAGUGGGGGCCAGCACACAGUCUUACUAGUUAAGGACAAGACCCAAAGCUGAUGACAUCUUUGUGGGCCUGGCUUCUGGCCCCAACCCAGCUUCACAGAACAGGAGCGGCCAGCUACAGAUUCCAGAAGGCCCCUCCCCACCCCUGAGCAGAAAUCAUCUCCUGUCUUUCCCAUCACCACAGCAGAAUCCUUUUUCCUUCUGUUUUGUCCUCUUUCUAGAAUCAUCCUGGUACUUGUGGGAUACGGGGGGGAUGGGAGGAGGAUCAGAAGAUCUUAGCUUACCAGAGGCUUACUUUGUUAGACCUUUCUUCCCUUCGAUACCCUGCCUCCUGUGGUCCUAGCUGGCACUGGCUCCUGCCCUGGGGUUUUGGUGCCCACACUGAAAAGUUGGGACUCCAUGAAGCCCUGCUUCCCAUGAGCCAUUCUUUCUGUUCCUAACAGUUUACGAGGAGACAGAUGGUUUGUAUAGUCAUCAGAUCCAGUUGUCAUGGACCCAUGCCUGGAGAGCUGGACAAAGGCUUUCUGUGUGACCUAAGCCAAAUACUUGGCUCUAAACAGGUGUCCAUGGGCAAAAACAGUGACCCACUUGAAGAAAACCAACUGUCCUCCCAAAAGCACAAAGCACCCAGUGUCCCUUGGGUGUCACCUGUCCGUUCCCCAUCAGUCAGCCUUUCUGCCAUAGAGGACUAGAUAGCCAUGCUGGGCUCGGCUGGGCAGUCAAGGCAGGGUAUUGGGGAAGGGGUAGGGGUGGAGGGUUCUAAUGGUGCUGAGGGAGGAGUGAAGGGAAAGGUGUGGAGGGGCAGAGGCUGGUCCUAAGAAAAGUAUAACAGUGGCUGAGAAAAUAGUUUUGAUUUUUUUUAAUUGUAUGAUAUUUUGGAGGGGAGAGUAAAAUCUUGUAACACUUUGAAUAAAUUUAGAGUUUUAUAAA